AAAAUCAAAAUCAAAAUCCAUGUUUCAUCACAAUAACGAACGAUAACUGUUUUUUUUACAAUUUUUUUUAUUUAAUGAUAUUAAUAUUGUCAAAAAAACUUAAUGAUAAUAUUCUGAAUCAUUAAAGAUAAUAAUUUUCCUAGCAUCUAAUAUGUAAUAUAAAUGCAAAAAUACAUCAUGUUAAUAAUAUUUUUAAGUUUCAGUAAGAUUGUUUUAGUUGAUUUAACGUUAACUAUUUACAACAUCAAAAAUACAUCUUGAUAUCCAUGAUUUGUAUUAUUUACAGGACUCUUGAAUUAUUAUUUUAAUAACUUUAUCUUUUAAAAACUUAAUUUAUAAGUCAAUUUUGAAAGAUAAUUAUAUAGAUGAAGCAUGAAACUAAGAAAUAACCAAUCAAGAUUUUAUAAAACCAAAAUCUAGAAAUCAAAAGCAAAUCUAAAAACCAAAAACUAAAAUUUUAAAAACAAAAACUAAGUAUUUGACUUGGUUUUUCACAUUUUGACAUUAAACUAAUCUUAGAAAAAACAUUGGUGAGAACUUUGAAAAAAAUCGGAAAUUAUUAAUUAAUCUAGGAUUCUUCAUGUCAUACUUGGAUUUUGUUGUCACAUGUUCUCAUAUUUCUCUUCUACCCAUGUUAUUGCAGCCUUGAAAAUAUUGAAUUGUUGCAUUCAUUAAUUUUAUACAUAAUCAGGUUUUCUAGAUAAUGUUUAUUAGACCCAAAAAAACACACGGUUAUAAGAUAACGAUGAUCUCAACAAGGAGGAAAAUAUUUUCCUUUAAAUUCGGGAAUCUCGUAAAGUAGAACCGUAAUAGGAAAAGUAUCCAGAUGACAUUCUAAUCCUAAUUAUAUUGGAACUCUGCUCUUUACGUAUAUAAAUCAGACCACUAAGAAGAACAAAGUACUCGCAACAGAUACAAUACAUGGAGGAAGAUGGCACUUUAGUACGAGCAGAUGACCCAAAGUCAUCUGAAUCCUGCCGUCUUUACUUCAAGAGUUUGAUCAAGAAGGAAACAACUACUGUUUUGGCCGGAUAUCAAGUUGCCAUCUGCGACAAAGACAACAAGCUGUUGUUUCAGAUGAAGGGAUCACUUCAUGACUCGGCCACUACAGUUCUGGAGGCUGAGCUUAUGGCAUUGAGACGAGGACUAAUUGAAGCUGUGCGUUUAGGGAUCACUCAUAUCUCAGUUUACUGUGAUUAUCAAACUAUUUUCGAAUUGGUCAUGGGGAGAUCCGUGCCUGAGCAGCAAGAUAGUAUUGCCUUGCUAAUGGGUGAUGUGCAACGCAUCAGACAGCAAUUGACAUCUAGUAUCCCUGUUCUGGUGACCGAAGACCAAACUAAGUUUGCUUAUAAACUUGCAAUGGAAACUGUAGUUUCGGAAAUCAGCAUUAAUAUGCCUCUUGCUCAGAAGAUGACUUGCCCUAUCUGCUUUGAUGAUGACUUGGAAGCUCAUCAGAUGUUUUCUGUUGCUUUAUGUUGCCAUCAGUUCUGCUUCGAGUGUGUGAGACGAUAUAUAAACGUGGGACUGAUGGAGGGAAGAGCAUUCGGAUGUCCUCAUUUUAAAUGCAAGUCUAAGCUUACACUUAGAAGUUGUUACAAUCUUCUGACACCUAAACUAAGGGAGAUGUGGCAACAAAGGAUCAAUGAGGAAUCGAUUCCCGUUGUGGAGAGAGUUUACUGCCCAAACCCGAGGUGUUCGGCUUUCAUGUCGGAAACCGAGCUCUCUAAAUCAUCUGAGUCGAUGAGAAGUUGCAUCAAAUGCGAUCAACCCUUUUGCAUCAACUGCAGAGUUGCAUGGCAUAGUAACUUGUCAUGUGCAGAUUACAAGAGACUGGGUCCGAAUCCUACAGAGAAUGAUAUAAAGCUCAAAGCACUAGCCAAUCAGAAAAUGUGGCGUCAAUGUGGAAGAUGCCAACACAUGAUCGAACGAAAUCAUGGAUGCAGCAAUGUAGUUUGCAGAUGUGGGUAUUCGUUUUGCUACCAAUGUGGAGCUCAAUGGACUCAAGGAGGUUGCCCCCAUCGAAAAAGGACAAUUGCGGCGGAGACUCGUGGAGUUUUGAUCAUUGUUUUACUUGUAUUAGGCAUUUUUACUAUAUCUAUACACAUGAUAUAAGACAUACGGCCUUGCGCAGAGUAAAUUUAUAUGAAAAUUAUUUACGAAAUAUUGUAUGAAAAUAAAAUUUAUAUUCUUUAUCGAAUUUAUAUUUUUGGCCUUUAAAUAAUUUUUUAAAAACUUUUUUGUUAAUUACAUAAUUUGUUUACUGAUGAGCUUAUUAUAUUUUUAAUAAUAUUUUAGGUCAAGAAUCUCAUACCUACUAUUUGG
Messenger RNA from Brassica rapa (field mustard), 2322 nucleotides. Its product is annotated as probable E3 ubiquitin-protein ligase RNF144A. Gene Ontology annotation, molecular function: ubiquitin-protein transferase activity; zinc ion binding; nucleic acid binding. Gene Ontology annotation, biological process: protein ubiquitination. The record is from RefSeq and is a predicted model, not a curated record. NCBI's taxonomy places the organism in Eukaryota, Viridiplantae, Streptophyta, Magnoliopsida, Brassicales, Brassicaceae.